Prunus avium (sweet cherry) is the source of this 926-nucleotide messenger RNA. RefSeq lists its product as uncharacterized. Lineage: Eukaryota; Viridiplantae; Streptophyta; Magnoliopsida; Rosales; Rosaceae. The record is from RefSeq and is a predicted model, not a curated record.
CAUUUUCUAUGUAGCUUUCACACCACCCCACCUCACCAUCUAGUCGUUAACAUGAUCUCCUUCAAAAAGCUUCUCGCCUACACUUCUUUCAAUCCUUUGUACCAGUAGUUAUAAAUAGCUUCUUUUCGUUCUUCUUCUAACACCCUACCCCUUCUCCUCCUUGCUUUUGUUCAUCAAAAUAUAUCCUAUCCAGUCCAAUCCAAUCCAAUCUGCUCAACCAUGUUGGCUUCUACAUUGGACUUGCUCACUCAGGCUGCUUCCAAUUCUCUGCUUGUUUUCUGCUUCUGCAAUUUGAUUAUAGUCAUAAUCUUCAUGGGGUCGAAACCAGGCUCUUACUUUGAGCAAGAAAGUGAAAUUCCAGUCUCGAUGGUCACCAGCAGCUACAAGUACAACAGAAACAACACAAAUUGUAAACAAGUUGAUGAUGCUAAAUGUAAGCAGGAGGAGGGUACUUUGGUCAAUCCAUCAGAUACUGUUUUCAGCCAAGUUUCAUCAAAUGCCAAGAAAGAACUUGCCACUGCCAGUGAUGAAAAGGACAGCAUCAUCAGCCAUCACAAUGACAGCAAGAAGUGCGACAAUGAUGAUGAGCUGAGAAGAAGAGCGGAAGAGUUCAUUGAAAAAAUGAACAAAGGAUGGAAGGCAGAGUUGUCGAGAACUUCACAUUUAAUCUAAAGGGGCUUGCAUAAUAAAUUUGUAUUAGCUUGGUUUUUGGUCAUCAUCAAGCUUAAAAUUUUGUACAUUAAUUGUAACUCCGAUGUGGUUUACUGAGGAAAAUUUAAUUUUAAUCAUUAGAAAUAGAAAUGUUCUUAGAAUUGUCGGCCCCGGAAAUGAAGUCUGCAACUGCAAAUCUUCUGUGAAAUUCUCGAUCCUGUCCUGUAUGUUUCGGAGGGUAACUUUGUUCAAACUUAUAGAUUAACAAAACGUAA